This is a messenger RNA of Tribolium castaneum (red flour beetle), 1532 nucleotides long. RefSeq names its product pleiohomeotic (gene Pho). The record is from RefSeq and is marked provisional. Gene Ontology annotation, molecular function: RNA polymerase II cis-regulatory region sequence-specific DNA binding; DNA-binding transcription factor activity, RNA polymerase II-specific. NCBI's taxonomy places the organism in Eukaryota, Metazoa, Arthropoda, Insecta, Coleoptera, Tenebrionidae. The transcript has 5 exons. Gene Ontology annotation, cellular component: chromatin; PcG protein complex; transcription regulator complex. Bases 167 to 1252 code for a protein of 361 amino acids. Gene Ontology annotation, biological process: regulation of transcription by RNA polymerase II.
AUCGCAAAACGGGCCAAAAACCUCUUUGGUGUCUCUUAACUCGUGUAAAAAUUCUUCGAACGUGAGAAAUCGCCGUUAUCGUUCGUUCUCGUGCCGCCAUUGUUGUGUUAGUGCGUAGCCAUCUUGUCGCGACCAUCUUUUAUAAACAAAAGCCAGCCCCGUUGCAAUGGCGGACCACCAGAACAUCAUGUGCGAGGUGGAGAUCCAGCCCGAUAUCCAGGAAUGCGUCGAGAUCGAGUCGAUGCCGGUGGACAUUUCCGACACCGUCGAGACGAUCGUCGAGUGCGGCGAGCCCAUGAUCUCGAUGCAGUCGCUGGAGGGCCGCGACAUCAUCCUCGAGGCGCAGGAGGAGAUCAUCGACGACUCGGGCGACCCGCUCAACAUCUACGACGUGCCGGUGCCCGACGCCGCCGACCUCUACGUGGAGGCGGCGCCGGGGCCCUCCAAGCGCCGCAAGUCGCCGGCGAAGCGGGGCGUCCUCGCGCGCCGCGACAACGAAAUGCUCCUCGGCGACGUGCACGAGACCAAGCCGCGCAAGUGGGAGCAGAAGCAAGUGCAGAUCAAGACGAUGGAGGGCGAGUUCUCCGUCACGAUGUGGGCCUCGGGGGCCAGCGACGAUGAGGGCUCGAACCCGGAACCUGACCCCGACUACACGGAGUACAUGAGCGGCAAGAAAAUCCCCGCCGACGGCAUUCCCGGCCUUGACCUCUCCGACCCGAAACAAUUGGCAGAAUUCGCCCGACCCGGCCUUAAGAGUCCCCGCGUGCGGCGACCGAAUCAAGACACCACUGACCGCACUAUCGCUUGUCCACACAAAGGUUGUAAUAAAAUGUUCCGAGACAAUUCCGCAAUGCGCAAACACUUACACACACACGGGCCCAGGGUGCACGUGUGUGCAGAGUGUGGCAAAGCGUUCGUAGAAUCUAGUAAAUUGAAGCGACAUCAGUUGGUACACACGGGGGAAAAACCGUUCCAGUGCACGUUCGAGGGGUGUGGCAAGAGGUUUAGUCUCGAUUUUAAUUUAAGGACGCAUGUCAGGAUACACACGGGUGAUAGGCCAUAUGUGUGCCCGUUCGACGGGUGCAAUAAAAAAUUCGCACAAUCAACUAAUUUAAAAAGUCAUAUUUUGACACAUGCGAAAGCAAAAUCUAGGAAUAAUAUGGCACGAAAUACGAAUAAUAUGCAAAUGUUGCAGUCGCAGUUCGUGCAAGUCGAAGUCACCGAUCCUGAAUAUAUUGUUUAUACGGAUUAAGGCGUCAAGUUGGUGGUACUGACUGAAGUUCAAAUCAAGUUAUCCACGAUUUCAUUUUUAACCAAAUUAGCUAUUGUGCACAUGAUUUUUUUGAAAUUCUACGACGAGUACAAUGACUGAAUUCUAUUCAGGUAAUUAGUUUUGUUACAAAAGCAGUUAACGUGUAUUUAUCUAAAUUAUUUUAAUUAAGCGAGUUCUAAAACAAACUCAGUGAGUUGUUAAGAAUAUAUCAACAUCUUUUCCUAAUGUACAUAAGAAAUGAAUAAAUAAUUUUCCAAUA